This is a messenger RNA of Erigeron canadensis, 3539 nucleotides long. RefSeq lists its product as uncharacterized. Lineage: Eukaryota; Viridiplantae; Streptophyta; Magnoliopsida; Asterales; Asteraceae. Gene Ontology annotation, biological process: lignin catabolic process. Gene Ontology annotation, cellular component: apoplast. The transcript is spliced from 12 exons. The record is from RefSeq and is a predicted model, not a curated record. The coding region runs from base 96 to 3524 and encodes 1142 amino acids. Gene Ontology annotation, molecular function: hydroquinone:oxygen oxidoreductase activity; copper ion binding.
UUUGAUUUUGGAAAACAAAACACACUUUAUUAUCAGUUUAAAGAAACUACGAUAUCUCUAAAUAGCACCUUGAAUACAUAAAGUUUUGUACAAAUAUGAAGAAGGCUAUGCUGGCUUUGCAUGUUGUCGGGUUUUUGGUUGUGCUAAUUAUCCACUCUCAAGCAACUUUGGUUCCAAAAACCUAUUACUAUGAGGUUAAAGAAGCGAACUUCACAAGGCUAUGCAAAAACAAGACGAUCUUGACUGUAAAUGGCGAGUUCCCUGGUCCGACUAUUUAUGCUCGUAGGGGAGAAACAUUGGUUGUUAAUGUUAAAAACAUAGGCAACCUUGGCAUCACUAUUCAUUGGCAUGGAGUGAAGCAACCAAGGUAUCCAUGGUCAGAUGGUCCUGAAUUUAUCACCCAAUGCCCGAUUCAGUCAGGAGCCAACUUUAGUCAAAAGAUUAUUCUUUCAGAUGAAGAAGGCACUUUAUGGUGGCACGCCCAUAGUGAUUGGUCUCGAGCCACCGUUCAUGGUCUAAUCGUGAUAUGGCCAAAGAUCGGAAGACCUUACCCUUUUCCUAAACCUUAUGUCGAGUAUCCAAUCAUCCUAGCUGAAUGGUGGAGGCAAGAUGUUGAGGCAGUGUUACUAGAUUUCAUGAGAACAGGAGGAGAUCCUAAUAGUUCUGAUGCUUUAACCAUCAAUGGCCAACCUGGUGAUCUAUACCCCUGCUCAAGUUCAGAGACAACCAAGUUCAUUGUGGAAUAUGGAAAGACUUAUAUGUUCCGAAUGGUCAAUGCUGCAAUGAACCUGUUUAUGUUUUGGGGGAUCGGAGGCCAUGAAGUUACUGUUGUAGGAACUGAUGGAGCAUACACCAAGCCACUUAAGAGUGAUUACGUGGUAAUCGCCCCUGGUCAAACCAUUGAUCUCUUAGUGAAAGCCAACCAACCCAUAGGUCGAUAUUACAUUGAAGCUAAACCAUACAAUAGCCAGCCACUCAUUAGUUUCGAUAACACAAGUACAACAGCUAUUAUUGAAUACAAAGGCUACAAAAACUCAUCAACUCCUCCUAUGUUCCCCCAUCUUCCUAAGGUCAAUGACACUAGUGCAUCGGUUAAUUUCACAGGAAGGCUUAGGAGUUUAGCUAGUCGUGCUCAUCCUAUUGACGUUCCAAUGAAGAUUACACGACACUUUUUGUUCACAAUGUCUAUUAACACAGUGCCAUGCCCAGGUAAUACAUGUUUAGGACCCAGAGGUUUGAGGUUUGCUGCAAGUGUAAACAACAUAUCAUUUAAUUCACCAAACAUCUCGGUCCUUGAUGCUUAUUAUGGAAGAAUUAACGGUGUUUAUGGAGACGAGUUUCCAAAUUUCCCACCUUUAUUUUUCAACUUCACGGCUAGUAAUCUUAGUAGAUCAUUAGAAACUCCACUGAAUGCUACAGAAGCAGAAGUACUAGAGUACGGCGACAAUGUGGAGUUGGUGUUUCAAGGAACUAACCUUGUUGCUGGAAUUGAUCAUCCUAUGCAUUUACAUGGGCAUAGUUUCUAUGUUGUUGGAUGGGGAUUUGGUAACUUCAAUAGAAGUAAAGAUCCAAUGAGUUAUAAUCUGGUGGAUCCUCCUCUUCAACAGACUAUUACAGUUCCUAAAAAUGGCUGGACUACCAUAAGGUUCAAGGCCAAUAAUCCUGGUGUAUGGUUAAUGCAUUGUCAUCUUGAGCGUCAUAUAAGCUGGGGAAUGGAGAUGGUAUUCAUCACAAAGAAUGGUAGCAAGGCAGGUCAAUCGAUAUUGCCACCACCACCGGAUCUGCCGCCAUGUACUUUUAGUACUCUACAUCAUAUGAAGAUAGCCAUGAAUGUGCAUCUUCUAGUUCUAUGGCUCAUAGUGAUUCUUGGUUCCGUUCAAUCACACGCAGCUUUGGUUCGAUAUACGUUUGUGGUUCAAGAAACUAACUACACGAGACUGUGUAGCAGCAAGAACAUUUUGACAGUCAAUGGACAAUACCCUGGUCCGACUAUAUCUGCUCGUAAAGGAGACACUGUUAUCGUUGAUGUUAUCAACCAAGGGACCCAAAAUAUCACGAUUCAUUGGCAUGGAGUGAAACUACCUCGGUAUCCAUGGUCUGAUGGACCCGAGUUUAUCACACAAUGUCCGAUUCAGCCUGGUUCUCGCUUUAGCCAGAGGAUUAUCCUCUCUGAUGAGGAAGGAACAUUAUGGUGGCACGCACAUAGUGACUGGUCUCGAGCCACCGUACAUGGUUUACUAGUUGUGUCUCCCAAGCUUGGAACUACAUUUCCAUUCCCUAAGCCUCAUGCAGAGGUUCCGGUCAUAUUAGGUGAGUGGUGGAAAAAUGAUAUACAAACAGUGUUGGAAGACUUCUUGCGUAGAGGAGGUGAUCCGGCUAUCUCUGAUGCUCUAACAGUUAACGGUCAACCAGGCGAUAUUUACAAUUGCUCUCGCCCAGACACAUUCAAAGUAAAGGUUGAUCGAGGAAAGACGUACAUGCUCCGAAUGGUUAAUGCUGCUAUGAACAACAUCAUAUUUUUCGCAAUCGCAAACCAUCAACUUACUGUCGUAGGUACUGAUGGAGCGUACACAAAGCCGCUAAAAACCAAUUAUUUGACUAUAUCUCCAGGACAAACAAUUGAUGUCUUGUUAGAGGCAAACCAGCCGGCCAACAAUCGCUAUUAUAUGGCUGCAAAGUUCUAUAAUAGCAACCCUCGUAGUCAAUUCAAUAGGAACACCACCACAGCCAUCAUUGAGUACAAUAGCAAAAACAUGACAUCAUCGUCUUCACCCAUUUCACCUACACUUCCUGCUUUUGAUGACCGAAAUGCAUCUUUUAACUUUACUAGUAGCCUAAGAAGUUUAGCAAACAAUGAGUAUCCAAUCGACGUUCCACUAUCAAUCACAAGGAAGUUAAUGUACACCCUCUCGAUUAACACAUUGCCUUGUGCUAAUAACACCGUAUGCGAGGGACCACAAAGAAGGAGGUUUGCUGCAAGCAUAAACAACAUCACAUUUGAUACUCCCAAAACUUCUAUUCUUGGAGCUUACUACCGUAGAAUCAACGGUGUUUAUGGGGAUGACUUUCCUGAUAAUCCUCCUUUUAGCUUCAACUACACGGCGAAUAAUUUGACUACGUCGUUACAAACUCCAAGGAAUGGGACGGAGGUAAAAAUAUUGAAGUAUAAUGAUACAGUGGAGCUUGUUUUCCAAGGAACAAACGUGGUUUCAGGAAUAGAGCAUCCCAUGCAUUUACAUGGACAUAGUUUCUACGUUGUUGGUUCCGGAUUUGGAAACUUUGAUCGACAGCGAGAUCCUUUGAGGUACAAUCUAGUCGACCCUCCCCUUCAGCAGACGAUUGCGGUUCCACAAAAUGGUUGGACAGCUAUAAGAUUCAGAGCAAACAACCCUGGAGUAUGGUUCAUGCAUUGUCAUUUUGAGCGUCAUGUUAGCUGGGGGAUGGAGAUGGUAUUUAUAGUAAGGAACGGAAAGAAUGCAAACGCAAGAAUGUUGCCUCCACCACCGGAUAUGCCAAAGUGUUAAGAAUUACUAAUUGAU